Molecule: messenger RNA, 1890 nt
Organism: Babjeviella inositovora NRRL Y-12698
Lineage: Eukaryota; Fungi; Ascomycota; Pichiomycetes; Serinales
Exons: 1
Coding region: 136-1659 (507 amino acids)
Molecular function (GO): NADP binding; flavin adenine dinucleotide binding; N,N-dimethylaniline monooxygenase activity
Source: RefSeq, a predicted model, not a curated record
GCCGUACUCUAAGGGUACACAAUUAAAGCGAUGUGAGCUUUUUUACAUUACUAAUCACCUUUUUCAUUCGUGUAUAAGUUGCCUUGUCAUCUCCUGGUUGGCGCUAAUUUUUCUUCAGACCAAGUCAGAUUCACCAUGACGGAUACAGAGACGGUAAAAAUUCCACGGGGCCAGGUGAGAAGAGUGGCCAUUAUUGGCGGCGGAGCUUCCGGCGCGGUGACCCUCGACGCAUUUAUCAAGGAACGGGCGUUUGACGAGAUUCAUUUGUUUGAGAGAAGAUCGGUUGCGGGGGGCGUGUGGGUCUUGGAUGAGCAUAUUGAUCAGAAGCAAAUAGUGGGCCGGGUUGCCCCCGGGGCCAAGCCAGAAGUGCUUGAUCCACCGUUGCCUAUCCCUGUGUUGCAAGAGGGCCAGUCCUUGGUGAAGACUCCCAGUUCACAGUUCAGAUUCAGGGAAACCCCGUCAUACGAGGGGAUACGAACAAACAUCCCCGAGGUGUUUAUGACCUACUCCGACAGACCAAGGUGGAGUCAUUUGGACCAACCAGAAGUGGACACCUUGACCACCAGAGACGUCGUGCAGAGCUACGUCGCUGACUAUAUUAACAAAAACGAAGGAGACAAAACCCACGAAAUUUUCUACAACACCACCGUGGAAAAGCUCACCAAAAAAGGCUUAAAGUAUGAACUCGAUAUCAGAACAGAGGUUCCAGGCUCAGACUUCGAGACGUGGAAAAAGUCCACUUACGACGCCGUGGUGGUUGCUACCGGUCAUUAUUCCAUUCCGAAAAUUCCUGACGUCCCGGGGUUGCAAAAGGUAUACGAGCGGUUCCCCGAGAAGUUGGAGCAUGCCAAGUUCUACCGCAACCUGGACAAGUACCACAACAAAAAGGUGUUGCUCAUUGGUUCCAGGGCCUCUGGGGUUGACCUUGGCCACCAGAUCUCCAAGGUGUCGUCCCAGGUGACGGUCUCUACCAGAAGCUUGGAGCGGUCUAUUCUUCAACCCACCCCUAGUUCUUUGUUUCAAAUCAAGCCAAUCAUUGAGCGCUAUUCGGUGGUGGAAGACCGUAUUACGGCUCACUUUUCUGACGGUACGGUACUUGAAGACCCGGAUUACAUCAUCUACGGGACUGGCUACUACUUCUCUUAUCCGUUUCUCAAACAACAAUACCCCGAUUUUGUGGCUCAGCCAUCGAAUGAAUACCUUCCGUUCUCUUUCCAGCACACCUUCUACGUUCACGAUCCGCUCAUCGCUACGGUUGGAGUUCCAAUCGAUUCCAUCAGCUUUCGUGCGUUCGAAUACCAGGCUGUUCUUAUUUCCCGCUUCUACUCUGGGAAGGCGGAAUUACCUUCCUUGCAAGACCAAUUGAGGUGGUGUCUGGCGCGCGUCAUAAAGGUUUCUGGUGAGAGACCGGACAGUAUCGAGAGAGGGGUCCAUACCAUUGGAAUCGUAGAGGCAGUUAGUUAUAGGGACGAGUUGACGGCUUUGGGUGGAGGUGUUUCACCCAUCGGCAGCGGGAAAGCAUUCCCAGUGUUUGGGGAGGCCGAAACCACCGAGAUUAUCAAGUUUGUACUACUGAAGGGGAAGGAGGUUCCGGAGGAGAUUCAGCAAAGGGCUAAGAGCUUUGCUCCUGUGCCUGUGAAUGUUUCCAUUUCCGUAUGAGCUGGCUCAUAUCGGAUAACCCUUCACCGCCAAGAUGUCUGCACGAAAUGUUUACCGCGGGAUUAGUAACUAGAUUUAGUAAUAAAGGUUUAAGACCCAUAUAAAGUGCUGUUCACCAAAGGCGGCCCGUUUGCAAGUGGUACAGAUUUAAACAGAUCCGACAAGCAGUACAUCGAUUAACUCUAACGCGGCGCCCAGACGGGCCAAUUAUGUUUAAAAGUGAAAGAUAUG